This is a messenger RNA of Protobothrops mucrosquamatus (brown spotted pit viper), 1239 nucleotides long. Its product is annotated as solute carrier family 22 member 17-like. The transcript is spliced from 8 exons. Gene Ontology annotation, molecular function: transmembrane transporter activity. The record is from RefSeq and is a predicted model, not a curated record. The annotation marks the transcript as partial. NCBI's taxonomy places the organism in Eukaryota, Metazoa, Chordata, Lepidosauria, Squamata, Viperidae.
UGGAACCUGGAUCGUUCUGGAAGUUGGGUCAUCCCUCUGGAGCAGAUCUGUUUCCUCCUGGGCUUCGCGGCAGGAGCCGUUUUCCUGGGUCACCUGGCCGACAGUGUAGGACGGCGGAGUACCUUCCUCCUGUCUCUGAUUCUCGGCUGUCCAGCAGGCAUCCUGGCAGCCUUCGCGGCCUCCCCCUCCAUCUUCAUACUGGGCCGGUGCCUCUGGGCUACCAUGUUGGGAGCUUUACAACUUGCCCUCUACAUCACCCGUUUGGAGUUGUGUCGUCCUUCACAACGGCUCCCGGUGGCCAUGGCGGGAGACCUCGUCCAGGUGGGAGGACAAUUCCUUCUGCUGGGACUGGCGUGGACCUGCGGCAGUUGGCGGGUGCUACAAGGCGUGAUCUCAGCCGGAAUGGGGGUCUGCCUACUCUAUGGUGCUUCGGGCCUCACUUGUGGAAGCAUCAUUGGUGCUUCGGGCCUCACUUGUGCGAAGCUGGACAACGCUUGCCACCUGCCUGCAGCUGCCCAGAUCUCACUCCGCACUCUCCUGACGUGCAGGAACAUCUGGAAAAACAUUCUGAUCCUGGGUUUUACCACAUUCAUAGCCCACGCGAUCUGCCACUGUUACCAGCAGGCCUGGGAGUCCAUGGAGGACCCGCGCGCCAAGUUCUACUUCCCCUUCCUGUUGUCAGCUGGCAGCGCCGGCCUCGGUUGCCUCUUUCUCUGCCUCACCGUCGGUCGGUAUGGACGGCGCGGGAUUCUGCUCCUCACCACGACCCUGACUGGCAUCGCCUCUCUGAUCCUGCUGGGGCUGGGAGAAUAUCUCAACAACGCGGCCCGAAGAACGUUUUCCAUUCUUGGUCUCUUCACCUCCCACGCGGCCGGCUCGCUCAGCGUCUUCUUCGCUGCGGAAGUCAUCCCCACCGUGAUCAGAGGGAAGGGUCUUGGCAUUAUCCUGGCCUUGGCGUCCCUCGGAGGGCUGAGCGCCCCCUUGUUGCGGGUGCGAGAGCAGCACGGCUCCUUCCUCGAACACAUCGUCUUGGCCUCCCUCAACAUCCUGGCCCUGCUUUGCCUGCUGCUGCUGCCCGAGACCAAACGCAAACCCUUGCCUGAAGGCCUGCAGGACGGAGAACUUUAUCGGAGGCCUUCGCUGCUCCGGCGGGCCGGCGAGUCUGCGGGCCGGGACUCCGAGGGGGCGUCGCGGCGAGACGACGUGCCGUUGCUUUCCACCCCGAAUCCUGCCAGCUGA